GGAAAGACUCCUGGGCCGGUUCCGACGCCGACUAAGCUCCCCAUGGCGGAGUGGGUAGAGACGUGCUGUGCCGGCCGCAAGGCCCGGGGUCCUCGCGCCUCCCGAAACAUCGCAGGUACUAAGCAGACAAGUGCCUUGAAACAAGAAGACGCUUCUAAAAGGAAAGCAGAACUAGAAGCAGUUGUCAGAAAGAAGAUUGAGUUUGAGAGAAAAGCUCUACGUAUUGUUGAACAGCUUUUAGAAGAGAAUAUUACAGAAGAAUUCCUAAGGGAGUGUGGGAAGUUCAUCACACCUGCUCACUAUAGUGAUGUCGUGGAUGAGCGUUCUAUUAUCAAACUCUGCGGCUAUCCCUUAUGUCGGAAGAGGCUAGGAAUUGUACCAAAACAGAAAUAUAAAAUUUCUACCAAAACCAAUAAAGUCUAUGAUAUUACUGAAAGAAAGUGUUUUUGCAGCAAUUUUUGUUAUAAAGCAUCUAAGUUUUUUGAAGCACAAAUUCCUGAAACUCCAGUGUGGGUUCGAGAAGAAGAAAGACCUCCUGAUUUUCAGCUGCUACAGGAAGGACAAAGUGGUCCUUCUGGAGAAGAAAUACAGUUAUGCAGUAAGGCCAUUAAAACAUCAGAUGUUGACAGUCCUGGCCAUUUUGAGAAGCAUGAUGAAUCUAGUUCUUCUGGCACUCAUAGUGAUAGUAGCAGUGAUAAUGAGCAAGACUUUGUUUCCUCCAUUCUACAAGGAAACAGACCAAAUGCAACGGGUAUAAGGCCACAGCUGCACAAAAAAAGCAUAAUGAAGAAGAAAGCUGGUCAAAAGGUUAACUCCAAACAUGAAAGCAAAGAACAGACAGUAAUAGAUGUCACUGAGCAGUUAGGCAAUUGCAGAUUAGAUAGUGAGGAGAAAGCUGCUGCUUGUGAACUUCCUUUACAGAAUGUAAAUACUCAGAUUUCUUCAAAUAGGUCUCCGCAAGAAAAAUUAGAAGCUUCAAAAAUUUCUGAAAAUAAAUACAGUAGUUCAAAAAUAACUCUUGUAGGCAUAAGUAAGAAAAGUGCUGAGCAUUUUAAGAGGAAAUUUGCCAAAUCGAACCAAGUUUCUAGGUCAGCUUCUAGUUCAGUGCAGGUGUGCCCUGAAGUUGCAAAGGCAAACUUACUUAAAGCGCUGAAGGAGACUUUGAUUGAGUGGAAGACAGAAGAAACUUUGAGGUUUUUGUAUGGCCAGAAUUAUGCUUCUGUAUGUCUGAAACCCUCUUCAGCCCCUCUGGUUAAGGAAGAAGAACUUGAUGAAGAUGAUGUGAACUGUGACCCAGACAGUCAUUCCCCUGCCUUGCAGGAAUCUCAGAACAGCUUGGAUGAGUCUUUACCGUUUAGAGCCUCAGAUACAGCCAUUAAACCACUGCCAAGUUAUGAGAACUUGAAAAAAGAAACUGAAACAUUAAAUCUAAGGAUCAGGGAGUUUUAUAGAGGACGAUAUGUUUUGAAUGAAGAAACCACCAAAUCACAAGACUCAGAAGAGCAUGAUCCCACCUUUCCACUGAUAGAUUCAAGUUCUCAGAACCAGAUUAGAAAACGCAUCGUACUUGAAAAAUUGAGUAAAGUAUUGCCUGGACUUUUGGGGCCUCUUCAGAUUACAUUAGGAGAUGUUUACGCACAACUUAAAAAUCUUGUCCGAACUUUCAGAUUAACAAACAGAAAUAUUAUACAUAAACCUGCAGAGUGGACAUUAAUUGCUUUGGUGUUGCUGUCAUUACUGACCUCAAUUCUUGGCAUUCAGAAGCAUUCUCAGGAAAAUGUAAUGUUUACACAGUUUUUGACCACCCUGCUUGAAGAAUUACACUUAAAGAAUGAAGACCUUGAAAGUUUAACCAUCAUAUUUAGAACCAGCUGUUAACCACAGUGGUAAUCCGUGAAGACCAAAUAGAUGAACUUACAUUGACCAUUUCUGGAAUUCUAGCCACAAUAAUUGUACAGUUAGAGCUACUUAUCAGUCAUCACCAGACAGAGUGACUUCCGCAGAUAGAGGAGAACCAUUAUCCCAACAAGGAUAACCAAGUCCUUCCAUCCUAGAUACAAGACAUAGUAUUUCUACUUAUUUGAAAAUGAAAGCUGAAAUCUUAAGUUGAAACCUCAAGAAAAUAUAAUGACCUAUUUCUUCUGGAUUAUUAAAGCCAUCAUAUCAGUUGACCAGAAAAUUGAGAAAAGUCCCAUUUUAGCCUCAUAGUCGAACUCUCGAUUAUAAAGAACAGUAAAGAAUUAGGUCAAUAAAUACAAUUUAGGGCUUCCCUGGUGGUGCAGUGGUUAAGAAUCCACCUGCCAAUGCAGGGGACACAGGUUCGAGCCCUGGCCCAGGAAGAUCCCACAUGGAGCAACUAAGAUCCCGUGGAGCAACUAAGAUCCCGUGGAGCAACUAAGCCCAUGCACCACAACUACUGAGCCUGUGCUCUAGAGCCCACAUGCCACAACUACUGAAGCCCGAGUGCCUAGAGCCUGUGCUCCACAACAAAAGAAGCCACCGCAGUAAGCCCAUGCACCACAAAGAAGAGUAGGCCCUGCUCACCACAACUAGAGAAAGCCUGCAGGCAGCAAUGAAGACCCAAUGCAGCCAAAAAUAAAUAAUUUAUAAAAAUAAAUAAAUAAAUACAAUUUAAGAUGAAACCUUUUGGAAGUCUAGUCUUUAUUCUUUUAAAGAAGCUGGCUAUGCUAUAAAGUGGUCCUGAGCAAUGUACACCUGAAACUUACAUAAUAGGAAAAGAAAAACAUUAAGAAAAUGAACUGACAAACCACAGACUAGGAUAAAAUAUUUUCAACUCAAUCAAUCAUUCUUAAAACUCAAAAGUAAGGCAACUCAAUUUUUAAGUGGGCAAAAAUUUGAAUAGACAUUUCAGAAAGAAGAAGAUAUCCAAAUGGCUUGGCAUAUGAAAAGAUGCUCAACAUCACUAGUCAUUAGGGAAAUGCAAGUUAAAACCAAAAUUAGAUGAUACCACUUCACAGCCACUAGGAUGACUAUAAUAAAGACAAAGAUGGUGUUCGUGAGGAUGUGGAGAAACGAGCCCUAGUACACUGCUGGUGGAAAUGUAAAAUGAUGCAGCCACUUUGGAAAGUGAUCUGGCAGUUUCUUAAAAAGUUAAGCAGUUUACCAUAUGACCCAGCAAUUCCAUUCAAUGUUCCAUCCUAAGAGAGAUGAAAACUGUUCACAAAGACUUGUAGGUGCAUGUUCAUAACAUGAUUCAUACUAGUGAAAAAGUGGAAACAAUCCAAAUGGCCAUCAACUGCAAAUGGGUAAACAAAAAAUUCAUAAAAUAGAAAGAAUACUGAUAUAUGCUACUACAUGGAUGAACCUCAGAAACAUCAUGCUAGGUAAAAGAAGUUUGACACAUAAGCCAUAUAAGGUAUGAUUCCAUUUAUAAUGAAACGACAGAAAAGGAAAAUAUCUAAAACAGAUGACACUAAAUUGGUGGUUACAUGGGAGUGGGGAUCGUCUGCAAAUGGCCACAGGGAUCUCUUUGGGGUGAUGAAACUGUUCUGCAACUAAACUGUGAUUUUUGCACAGUUUUAUAAACUUUAAAAAUAUUUGUACACUUAAAACAGGUUGAAUGUAAUGUAUAUAAAUUACACCUUAAUAAAGCUAUUAGAAAUAAUAAUGUCCAUACUACCAAAGCAAUCUACAGAUUUGGUGCACUCCAAUGGCAUUUUUCAUAGAACUAAUAAUCCUAAAAUUUCUAUGGAACUACAGAAGACCCCGAAUAGCAAAAUCAAUCUUGAAAAAGAAGAACAAAGCCAGAGACAUUACAACCCCUGGCGUCAAACUACAUUAUAAAGCUAUAGUAAUCAAAACUGUGUGGUACUGGCACAAAAACAGACAUGUAGAUCAAUGCAACAGAACAGAAAGCCCAGAUAUAAACCCAUGCAUAUAUAUGGUCAGUUAAUUUACAACAAAGGAGCCAAGAAUAUACAGAUGGGGAAAGAACUGUCUCUUCAGUAAAUGGUUUUGGGAAAACUGGACCAUUAUCUCACACCUUACACAAAAAUUAACUCAAAAUGGAUUAAAGACUUGGACAUAAGACCUGAAACCAUAAAACUCCUAGAAGAAAACAUAGGCAGUGAGCCCCUGACAUCAGUCUUGGCAAUAUUUUGGAUUUGACAAUCCAAAAAUAAAUGGGACUAUAUCAAACUAAAAAGCUUCUGUGCAGCAAAGAAAACCAUCAAGAAAAUGAAAAUGCAACCUACUGACUGGGAGAAAAUAUUUGCAAACCAUAUAUCUGAUAAGGGGUUAAUAUCCAAAAUAUAUAAAGUCAUACAACUCAAUAGCAAAAAAAAAAAAAAAAUCAUUUAAAAAUGGGCAGAGGAUCUAAAGAGACAUUUUUUACAAAGAAGACAUGCAGAUGGCCAGCCAACAGGCACAUGGAAAGACGCUCAUCACUAAUCAGAGAAAUGCAAAUCAAAACCACAAUGAAAUAUCACCUCAUACCUGUUAGAAUGGCUGUUAUGAAAAAGACAAGUAACAAGUGUAGGCAAGAAUGUGGAGAAAAGGGAACCCUUGUGGUGUUUUGGUGGGAAUGUAAAUUGGUGCAGCCACUAUGAAAACAGUAUGGCAGUUCCUCAAAAAAUUAAAAGUAGAACUACCAUAUGAUCCAGCAAAUCCACUUCUGGCUAUUUAUCCCCAAAAAUGAAAACACUAAUUCAAAAAGAUACAUACACCUCUAUGUUCAUUGCAGCAUUAUUUAUAAAAGCCAAAAUAUGGAAACAACCAAAGUGCCCAUUGAUGGAUGAAUGGGUAAAGAAAAUGUAGUAUAUAUUUAUGCAAUGGAAUAUUAUUCAGCCAUGAAAAGGAAGAAAAUCUUGCCAUUUGUGACAAUAUGGAUGGAACUUGUGAGCAUUAUGCUAAGUAAAAUAAGUCAGAGAAAGACAAAUACUGUAUGAUCUCAUAAGUGGAAUCUGU
Molecule: messenger RNA, 4926 nt
Organism: Balaenoptera acutorostrata (minke whale)
Lineage: Eukaryota; Metazoa; Chordata; Mammalia; Artiodactyla; Balaenopteridae
Gene: RPAP2
Product: RNA polymerase II associated protein 2
Exons: 13
Coding region: 43-1878 (611 amino acids)
Cellular component (GO): cytoplasm; nucleus
Molecular function (GO): RNA polymerase core enzyme binding; RNA polymerase II CTD heptapeptide repeat phosphatase activity
Source: RefSeq, a predicted model, not a curated record